Trypanosoma theileri is the source of this 981-nucleotide messenger RNA. RefSeq lists its product as uncharacterized. The record is from RefSeq and is a predicted model, not a curated record. The transcript has a single exon. Bases 1 to 981 code for a protein of 326 amino acids. Lineage: Eukaryota; Euglenozoa; Kinetoplastea; Trypanosomatida; Trypanosomatidae.
AUGUUGGUUUUGUUUUUGCUAUCUGCUGCUGCUCUGGCGACAGAAUUGGAAGGUUCACCAGAUCAGAUAGAUGACUCGGCAAACGUGCCCACUGUAGGUGCACGAAAGGAAGUCUCUUCUGAUUCCCAUGAAUUGAAUGGGGUCAGCGCUGCGGGAGAAAAUGGAACAUCUUCUUCUGCUUCCCAUGAAUUGAAUGGGGUCAGUGCUGUGGGAGAAAAUGGAACAUCUUCUUCUGCUUCCCAUGAAUUGAAUGGGGUCAGUGCUGUGGGAGAAAAUGGAACAUCUUCUUCUGCUUCCCAUGAAUUGAAUGGGGUCAGUGCUGUGGGAGAAAAUGGAACAUCUUCUUCUGCUUCCCAUGAAUUGAAUGGGGUCAGUGCUGUGGGAGAAAAUGGAACAUCUUCAUCUGCUUCCCAUGAAUUGAAUGGGGUCAGCGCUGCGAAAGAGAAUGGAACUACUACUUCUGUUGACUCGGUACCUGAAACCCAGGGCACCACCGAUCAAAACGAAGGAGUUAUCAGUGGAAAAUCCGGAGGUGGUUCCCACAUGUCAGAUGUAACAAAACAGCCAAAUACAUCAAGUGAUACGAAAUUUCCUCCUGAGGAUGAUUAUAUUUCUUAUGGAAAUUUGUUCCUUUUUUCUGGUUUUUUAACUUUACUCCUCGCAUUAUACUGUGGCUUAAGGUUCUUCCGGAAUAGUCUGGGACGCAGUUCCUUUUUGCGGCGGCAUGGCUGGACGCGGGUGGCACAACCAGUAGGUAUAGUUGAGGGCAACGGUGGAAAGAGUGAGCGGGAUACAAUUGUAGAAUUGAAGAGGGUUGAUGUGACAAAAGACGCUGCGUCGAUGGCCAGGGGUUCAGAGAAUUCAGAGGUCAGUUUAAACGCCAUGCAAGCAAUUCGCCGACGUGCUGGAGAAAAGAAACGCCGGCAAUCUAAUGAAAGCAGCGACGGGUGGAGUUGGACGGAUGAGGAUUGGAAUCCGUAG